AGAUGUUGCUUUAGCAAGAAGUGAUGUGUUUCGGUGGCUCCAGGCCUUUUUGGAGGGCCGGGAAGAAGUCGCUGAUGAAUAUUUUCCAUUAUAACCGUUAUUUUCAUAUAAAGAUAUGUAUAAAACCUUGCAAUAAAAGGAACGAAUCAAAAAACUGUGCUUAAACACAAUAGUUAAACAACAACACUACAUCACUGAGCUCAUUCAAGCUCAAUUUACAAGCAAAAAUGGAAAGACAAAAAACGAAACAAACUAUUGCCUUAACUUCAGCCCACAUAUGCAGACCUACUAUAUACAUAUGUAUGUAUGUAAGCAAGGCAGAAACAACCACAUGUGAGUACAACCAAGAUGUUGCAUGCGGCUGCGCAGCAUCUGCUGCAUUCCCAGCUGAGCUUGAACCAAAGCAAAGCAAGCCAAGCUGAGCAGCAGUCCGCCGCCAUCAAUGGCUCUGCUUGGUUAGUUGGUGAGCGCCGCUUUGGCUGCAGAGCCUCCACUACCAGUCCGCAAAGCUGCGAUUGUAGCUAGUCACUUUAGCGCAACAAGUUGAAGAUUUUUUCGACUGCAGCUUGACGCUUGCCGAUCAGUCGCCUACUCGACGGCCAAACGUGCAGUUCACACAGCUCAAGCUGCCCAAAAAUCAAGCGCGUCCACGCUUAGUGCUUCAAUAAAAUCUUCAAUUAACUUUAGUGAGCGUGUACUUUACACUUUAAUUCGGAAAUUUUGAGAAUGUAAAUGAAUGCGCAUUAGAAAAAACAAGUAAAAAACAAAAUAGCAGAAAAGUUUUCGAAUUUUAUUGAAAUUGGAAUUGCAAAUAAUUUUGACUUUUUGGCUACAAAACGAAAUAAAAUAAGCAAAACAAUGCUAAGUUGAUUGAAUUUGAGCGCAACAACAACAAAAAUAAAUAAUAAAGGAGGCGUGAGUGCACAGCGCAGUGCAAGUGAGAAAGUCUUCCGAUUGAUUGAGUGAAUUCCGAGAGAGUGCAAAGUGUUGGAAUUUAUUUUUAGCGUGAAGUAGUUGUUGUCUUUUAUAAACAUUGUUGCGUUCUUACAGACAUUUAUGAGUGUUUAGUGAAAUUUCUUAUCUGGCGUUCGCUUAUCACUAACUAUUCUUUGCUCCACAUUCGUUUGUUAUCAAAAUCAUUGAGCACAUUUUUCUAAAAUAAAAGCAUAAGCAAAAGAAACUAAAUUAUAAAUCCAAAAAAUACUCAACAUGAUUCCCCUCGAUGAAGUGAGCAUUUACACAUUGCUGAGAAUGGCGUUCGUUUGGCAACUAUUGUCGUUCGGUGUCUAUUUGGUCGGCCUCCUCGCCAUCGCCGUAUUCUUCUUCGAUAACUUCAAAUCGGUGGUGUUAAUCAUCAAGGCGAUUCUGGAGCCAUAUUUCCAGCCUCAACUGCCGCAGACGUUGGUAGAAAAGUUUGGCAAGUGGGCAGUAAUCACCGGUUCAACGGAUGGCAUUGGACGGGAAUAUGCUAAAGAAUUAGCCAAACAAGGCAUAAAUGUGGUGCUCAUCUCGCGUACCCAGGAGAAGCUCAUAGCGGUGGCAGAGGAGAUCGAAAAUGAGUACAAAGUGAAGACAAAAUGGAUCGUAGCAGACUUCUCCAAAGGGCGUGAGGUGUAUACACACAUUGAACGGGAGCUGAGUGGCAUACCAGUAGGCAUAUUGGUUAACAAUGUUGGCAAAAUGUACGACUACCCGGACGAACUCUCCCACAUACCUGAAAAUACCAUUUGGGAUCUGAUCAAUAUAAAUGUCGCCGCUGUAACCAUAAUGUCACGUAUGCUCAUACCAGAGCUAAAGAAGCAGAAACGUGGUGCCAUUGUCAAUAUAUCCUCUGGCAGUGAAUUACAACCUAUACCUUAUAUGGCGGUGUAUGCCGCUACCAAGCGCUAUGUGAAAUGUUUCUCUCAGGCGAUCGAGCGUGAAUUAGCCGAACAUAAUAUAACAGUACAGUGUGUCACACCGCUCUUUUUGGUCACAAAAAUGAAUCAAUAUUCCGAUACCGUGAUGAAAGGUGGCUUUCUAAUACCGGAUGUGAAGAGCUUCACACGCUCAGCGGUUUUUACUUUGGGAAAAUCGGCGGAAACGACGGGCUAUUGGACACAUGGCUUGCAGUAUUUUUUCAUGAAACUGAGCCCAGAGUGGCUGCGCAUACGUAUUGCCCAUGUGAUGACACGACAGUUGCGUCUAGAGUACCUGACGACCCAUGGAAAAAAGGUCUGAAAGACUGAAACAGGAUGUAUAAAUUUAUUAAAUUUUCGAUAUUUUCAUUAUCAUUCACUUACUCAUGUAUUGUAUAUAUGUACAUCCACAUAUUGCGCCAAGCAUUCAUCUUUCAUCUACAUAUAUACAGAUAACCUGAAAUAUUGAUUUAACAAUUUUUGGUUUUUUGAGGUUAAU
This is a messenger RNA of Bactrocera tryoni, 2397 nucleotides long. RefSeq names its product inactive hydroxysteroid dehydrogenase-like protein 1. The record is from RefSeq and is a predicted model, not a curated record. Lineage: Eukaryota; Metazoa; Arthropoda; Insecta; Diptera; Tephritidae. Bases 1210 to 2220 code for a protein of 336 amino acids. The transcript is spliced from 5 exons.